Priceomyces carsonii is the source of this 1959-nucleotide messenger RNA. RefSeq names its product Hsp70 family chaperone (gene HSP70). The record is from RefSeq and is a predicted model, not a curated record. The transcript has a single exon. Gene Ontology annotation, cellular component: cytoplasm; nucleus; cytosol. Lineage: Eukaryota; Fungi; Ascomycota; Pichiomycetes; Serinales; Debaryomycetaceae. Bases 1 to 1959 code for a protein of 652 amino acids. Gene Ontology annotation, molecular function: ATP binding; ATP-dependent protein folding chaperone. Gene Ontology annotation, biological process: SRP-dependent cotranslational protein targeting to membrane, translocation.
AUGUCAAAGGCAGUUGGUAUUGAUUUAGGUACAACAUACUCAUGUGUUGCACAUUUCCAAAACGAUAGGGUUGAAAUUAUUGCUAAUGAUCAAGGUAAUAGAACAACGCCUUCUUAUGUUGCAUUCACUGAUACAGAAAGAUUGAUUGGUGAUGCUGCUAAGAAUCAAGCAGCAAUGAACCCAACUAACACAGUGUUCGAUGCUAAGAGAUUGAUUGGUAGAAAGUUUAGUGAUGCUGAAGUGCAGCAUGAUAUAACUCACUACCCAUUCAAGAUAGUCGAUAAGGGAGGUAAGCCAAAUAUCCAGGUUGAAUUCAAGGGUGAGACUAAAGUGUUUACUCCUGAGGAAAUUUCUUCUAUGGUUUUGCUUAAAAUGAGAGAGACAGCAGAGGGUUUCUUGGGUGGAACUGUUAAGGAUGCUGUUGUCACUGUUCCCGCUUAUUUUAACGAUUCUCAAAGACAAGCUACUAAAGAUGCUGGUUUGAUCGCUGGUUUGAAUGUCAUGAGAAUAAUUAACGAGCCAACGGCAGCUGCAAUUGCUUACGGUUUAGACAAAAAGAGUCAACUGACUGGUGAACAAAAUGUGUUGAUUUUUGAUUUAGGUGGUGGUACCUUCGAUGUGUCUUUACUUGCCAUUGAUGAAGGUAUUUUCGAAGUCAAAGCUACCGCUGGUGACACUCACUUGGGUGGUGAAGAUUUCGAUAGUAGAUUAGUGAAUCACUUCAUCACCGAGUUCAAGAGAAAGAACAAGAAGGACUUAUCAGGUAACCAAAGAGCUUUGAGAAGAUUGAGAACUGCUUGUGAAAGAGCUAAGAGAUCUUUAUCUUCAUCUGCUCAGACUUCUGUUGAAAUUGACUCUUUGUUCGAAGGUAUUGAUUUCUACACUUCAAUUACAAGAGCCAGAUUCGAGGAGUUAUGUGCUGACUUAUUCAGAUCAACUAUGGACCCUGUUGAGAAGGUUUUGAAAGAUUCCAAGAUCGACAAGUCACAAGUUAAUGAAAUAGUCUUGGUAGGUGGAUCUACUAGAAUUCCAAAGAUCCAAAAAUUGGUUUCAGAUUUCUUUAAUGGUAAGGAACCAAACAAGUCUAUCAACCCUGAUGAAGCUGUUGCUUAUGGUGCCGCAGUGCAAGCAGCCAUCUUAUCUGGUGAUACCUCAUCAAAGACACAAGACUUAUUAUUGUUAGAUGUUGCUCCAUUGUCGUUAGGUAUUGAAACGGCAGGUGGUGUCAUGACCAAGUUGAUUCCAAGAAAUGCAACCAUUCCCACGAAGAAGUCAGAAACAUUUUCCACUUAUGCUGAUAACCAGCCAGGUGUUUUGAUUCAAGUCUUCGAAGGUGAAAGAGCUAGAACAAAGGACAACAAUUUGUUGGGUAAGUUCGAAUUAUCUGGUAUCCCACCUGCUCCAAGAGGUGUUCCGCAGAUUGAAGUUACUUUCGAUGUUGAUGCUAAUGGUAUCUUGAAUGUAUCGGCUCUUGAAAAGGGAACUGGUAAGACUCAAAAGAUUACAAUUACAAACGAUAAAGGUAGAUUAUCUAAAGAAGAAAUUGAAAGAAUGGUCAGUGAGGCUGAAAAAUACAAGGACGAAGAUGAGAAGGAAGCUGCUAGAAUUCAAGCUAAGAACACUUUGGAAUCUUACGCUUAUUCAUUGAAAAAUACCAUCAAUGACGGUGAAAUGAAAGAUAAGAUCAAUGAAGAAGACAAAGAAAAAUUGUCUAAGGCUAUCGAAGAGACCAUAUCUUGGUUAGAUGAAUCACAAGCCGCAACUACUGACGAGUACAAUGACAAACAUAAGGAGUUAGAGUCAGUUGCAAAUCCAAUAAUUUCAGGUGCAUAUGGUGCUGGUGGUGCUGGUGCUCCUCCUCCAGGUGCUGGUGGAUUCCCAGGUGGUGCUCCAGGUGGUGCUCCAGGCGGCGGUGCUCCAGGUGGUGAUGCAGGUCCUACUGUCGAAGAAGUUGAUUAA